Messenger RNA from Lithohypha guttulata, 735 nucleotides. RefSeq lists its product as uncharacterized. The transcript has a single exon. NCBI's taxonomy places the organism in Eukaryota, Fungi, Ascomycota, Eurotiomycetes, Chaetothyriales, Trichomeriaceae. The record is from RefSeq and is a predicted model, not a curated record. Bases 1 to 735 code for a protein of 244 amino acids.
AUGUCGCACAACCCAUCCUCAACCACUUCUCGCCCACUAAAACGACCCGCUCACCCAAGCUACACUCCUGGUGACCCUAAAGCCGCACCGACCCGCCAGAACCCUGGCGAUUCUGCUUCGGAGGAAGAACUUCCACCUCCACCUCGUCCGAACAACAACAUCAACAACAAUAGUGAGAAUAACAGCAGCAGGAAUGCCAACAACAACACUCACAUCAGCAAGUGGAACAAAAAUGUAACCCAACCACAGCAAAAGAUUGUCACCGUACAACAACCCAGUGCCAUUGUCAAAACUGUGGCUCAGCACGUUCCUCUUGCGGGCUGCGUAAGUGCAACAGGCGACAUCGUUCAGCGGUCAGAAUACUCGUAUACAACUGACUUAACGCGUGAUGGAGUUCAGCACGUGGAAAGGUGGGGAUAUCAGGUCGAGGGCGAGAGUGGAGUGAGUAAAGCGGUGCAGAAGUGGUUUCAACCAAAUGAGAGGGUUGGGACUGGACUUGCGCAGCAACGGUCGCAGGCUCAGCGUCAGAGUGAAGGCGCGGGACGAGGAAGGGGACAAGCACAAGCACAAGCACAAGCACAAGCACAAGGCCAGACACAAGAUCAGGGACGCGGUCAGGCACAAAGUCAAGGACAGGAAGAGGGACAGACAAAAGGCCACACACAAGCACAAGGACAAGGACAAGGGCGAGGGCGGGGACAGGCGCCAGAACCAAUGCAGUGGAAGAAGACUUAG